UCCCAAGACAAGAGAUAAACGAAGAUAAAGAAAAAUUACUUAGUGGCGAAGAACUUCCAUUCUUUUACGAUAGAAAGUUGAAAAUUGUACCUUAUAAAAGGAGCUCUGAAAACAAAGAUUUAGAUGCAGAUAGAAAGCUUAUUUUCAUCAUUACCAUUCUUAUCUUUGAUAUUGUUUUCGUUAGUUGUGACGAUCAUGGCAACCGGUGAUUCAGAAGUUCAUAUUGUUUACUGUGAAAAGCCUGAAGGGGAAGAACCUGAAGCUUAUCAUCUUAGAACCCUAACUACUGUUCUUGGAAGCGAGGAGGCAGCAAAAGAUGCAAUCUUAUACAGUUACAAGACUGCUGCUAGUGGGUUUUCUGCAAAACUUACUCCUGAACAGGUCACACAGAUCACAGAGCAACCAGGAGUUCUUCAGGUGGUGAAGAGCCAGACAUACCAAUUGCAGGGAGGAGCAACUGGAGGAGUCAGCGGCAUACAUUGAAAAUUGUGUAAAAAUUAUGUUAAAUGAAAUAUCAACAAUCUUCCAUCUGAACAUAGCGAACUUUAUGUGUGUGCCACUGAGCUUGUAACAUGCAUCUCUAAUAAGGGAGUUGAAACAACAGUACUGUUGGUUGGUUGUUGAAUGUGCAGUAGUGUUUGUGUGCUUACCCGUUCUCGUAUAGUAUAUAUAUUUGUUGAAUGUGUAGUAA
Messenger RNA from Papaver somniferum (opium poppy), 691 nucleotides. RefSeq names its product subtilisin-like protease SBT3.9. Bases 124 to 483 code for a protein of 119 amino acids. The record is from RefSeq and is a predicted model, not a curated record. The transcript has 3 exons. NCBI's taxonomy places the organism in Eukaryota, Viridiplantae, Streptophyta, Magnoliopsida, Ranunculales, Papaveraceae.